Messenger RNA from Cucumis sativus (cucumber), 3959 nucleotides. RefSeq names its product DNA topoisomerase 1. NCBI's taxonomy places the organism in Eukaryota, Viridiplantae, Streptophyta, Magnoliopsida, Cucurbitales, Cucurbitaceae. The coding region runs from base 178 to 3699 and encodes 1173 amino acids. Gene Ontology annotation, molecular function: DNA topoisomerase type I (single strand cut, ATP-independent) activity; DNA binding. Gene Ontology annotation, biological process: DNA topological change. The record is from RefSeq and is a predicted model, not a curated record. The transcript has 23 exons.
UACUUAACCCCAAAACCCCUCAUCGAAAAACCCUCUUUCUUAAGGUCCUCUGUUCUCUCUCUCUCUCUUUCAAACUGUGUUCAUCUCUUUUUUAACUCUCUCCAACCCUCUUCUUCUCUUUCUCUGCACUUGUUGAACCUGAGAAGCUUAGCCCAGACAAGCUUCGAACUGAAGGCAAUGAGCCAGCUUCAGAAGAGCCUGUCAUUGGCUUCUUCUUCCAGUAACGCCAUUUCUUCCUCUGUAUUUUCAACAGCGUUCUCUGCUUUUUCCUCCUCCAGACUCCGUCAUUUCACCACCAAGAAUCAUCUGGCAGCAAGUAUUUUGAAAGCUUAUCCGUUGCAGGGCAGCACUCUUCAAAAUUAUACUAGCAAAUACACACCCGUUUUACCAUUUUCCACUGCUUGUAAUUCAGCCAGAUGUUCUCAGCUUGUUUUUAGAAAAGGUGGAGUAACAUUUGCUGUCACAACUGAACGUACAAAGGCUGGGCAGUAUCGUGCAUGCGAUGGGCCAAGUGUUUUCACUCUAUAUUCCCGCUUACCAUUGAGAUUUCCUCAUUCUGCUGCAUUACCAAAUGCUUCUAACCAACAGCUGUUAAAUGGCAUUUUUGCACAUAAACUUCCUAAUUAUAGAGCGUUUGGAAGGAAGUUCUUUUCUAACACUACAGAAGCAUUGAAUGGAACUAAGAAAAAGAAUGUUAAAUAUGCAAGGAAGGGAACAAGUACAUUCCCAAUUGAAGGAUCAAAUAAAAAGUUGAAGGGUGAAAAGCCUGUUGCUACAUCUAGGAAAAAAAGAAUUAGUGCUUCAAAGGCCUCAGGCUCCACCUAUGUUGGUGAAACAAAUUCAAGCGAUCAGUUGGUUGGUGCUAUGAAGGAGGCAAAUCUAGUUUCUUCUUCUUCAUCCACUAGGAAAGCAUCCAAGGGUUUGAAUGAAAAGAAGUCUCGGAGCAAGAAAAAGAAGGAGGCUAUUUCUUCAACCAAUGAUGCAGAUGUUAAAGCCGUAUGCAAGGAUGGUCAGUCAAAGAGCUUUGGUAGCAGCAAUACUGACCAGGAUGUUGUACAAGAUCCAAAGAAAAAUGUAACCGGGGGUACUUCCAAAGAUUCUGCUUCAACCAAAAAAAAAUCCAAUAAGCAAAAACGCAGUUCCAGCAGAAAGAAAGAAGCUACGAAAAGCGCUAAUAAGUUGCGACAGAAGCCACACGUCGUAGUGGAUGCAAGGGGGACAUCUCAGGUAAGGACCACUUUCAAGCAGCUAUAUCCCCCAAUGGGAAAAUCUGUUGUGAUUGUGGAAUCUGUUGCAAAGGCAAAAGUUAUUCAGAAUUAUCUUGGUGAUAUGUUUGUGGUGCUACCUAGCCAUGGCCAUGUUAGAGACUUGGCUGCAAGGUCUGGAUCUGUAAGACCUGAUGACGACUUCAUUAUGGUGUGGGAGGUUCCUUCUGCUGCCUGGACUCAUCUCAAAAGCAUUGAACUUUCCUUAAAUGGAGCAGAGAACCUUAUUCUUGCAUCUGAUCCAGAUCAAGAAGGUGAAGCUAUUGCUUGGCAUAUAAUUGAGAUGUUGCAGCACCAGAAUUCUCUACAUGAAGGUAUUAGCAUAGCAAGGGUUGUUUUUCAUGAAAUAACCGAGGCUUCUAUCAAGAGUGCCCUGCAAUCUCCUAGAGUAAUUGAUGAAAACUUGGUUCAGGCUUACCUUGCACGCCGUGCUUUAGAUUAUUUGAUUGGAUUUAAUAUUUCACCAUUAUUAUGGAAGAAAUUACCAGGUUGCCGAUCACCUGGGCGUGUUCAAUCAGCUGCACUCGCCCUAAUAUGUGAUAGAGAAACGGAAAUUGAUGAAUUUCAUGCACAAGAAUAUUGGACUAUUGACAUUAAGUUGAACCAAAAAAAUCCUUGUUCUUCAGUGGGAGAUUUUGCAGUCCCUGCACAUUUGACCCAUUUUGAUUUUAAGAAGUUAAAUCAGCUUGCAAUCAGCUCCAACAUGGAGGCAAAGAACAUAGAAACUGCGCUGAAAUCAGUAAAUUUUCAAGUGCUUAGCUCUAAAAAGAGUAUAGUGCAGACAAACCCUCCAAUGCCAUAUAUAACAUCUACACUUCAGCAAGAUGCAGCAAACAAAUUUAAUUUCCCUGCAAGUUACACAAUGCAGCUUGCCCAGAAACUUUAUGAGGGAAUUCAAUUGGCUGAUGGAAAAGCAGCUGGUCUAAUAACUUAUCCAAGAACGGAUGGGCUGCAUAUCUCUGAUGAAGCCGUUAAGGACAUUCACUCCCUGAUUAUGCAAAGAUAUGGGCAGGAUUUUGUAUCCAAAAGUGGACACAAAUAUUUUAAGAAGGUGAAUAAAGCUCAAGAGGCUGACGAAGCAAUCAGACCCACUGAUGUGCAACUCUUGCCCUCAAUGCUAGUGGGAAUACUUGACGAAGAUUCUCACAAACUAUACUCUCUUAUUUGGCUCAGAACGAUGGCAUGUCAAAUGGAACCUUCUAUCAGUGAACAGAUUGAAAUUGACUGUGGACUUACCGAUGAAUCCAUCGUUUCCGGAUCUACAUGCUCAAGAGUUCAAUUUCGUGGGUUUCAAGAUAUUUUUGAGGAUCCAGAAGUUCAUGCAGUCAAACAUGAAAACCAUGAAGAAAGUGGACAAGAUGAACUGUUCAGAAUUCUGAAUGCAUUGAAGCCAGGGGAUCAAUUGUCUCUACUUGCUGUUGAACUCAAGCAACAUUUUACCCAGCCCCCACCCCGCUAUUCAGAGGGAACAUUGGUUAAAAGGAUGGAGGAGCUAGGGAUUGGAAGACCUUCCACAUAUGCAACCACAAUAAAAGUUUUACAGGACAGGAACUACGUGUCAGUGAAAAGUUGUGUUCUACAUCCGGAGUUUCGUGGGCGCAUAGUAUCGGCAUUUCUUUGUCAUCAUUUCUCUGAGGUCAGCAAUUGUAGUUCUACUGCAGACAUUGAAAAUAAGCUUGAUAAUGUCUCAGCUGGUUUAACUGAAUGGAAAGGCUUCCUAAGAGAUUGUUGGACCCAGAUCAGCUCAUAUUGUAAACGUGCUAAUAAUGUUAAUGUUAAUCAGGUGGAAAAGAUGUUGGAGAAGAAAUAUGGGGACUUCUUAUUUUCUUUUCUUCCUGAUAAUUCCAGAGCAUGUCCAAGUUGUCCGGAUGGCACUCUGUGCUUCAAAGUUAGUCGGUUUGGUGUUGGCUAUUACAUAGGUUGUGAUCAACACCCAUCAUGCAAGUAUGUUGCAAAAACUUUAUUUGGUGAGGAUGAAGAUAAAGAUAAAGAUCCUUCUGAAAUUGACAAUGGGGGGGUAGAGCCAAAGGUUCUUGGUCUUCAUCCAGUUUUGAAGGAAAAGGUUCUUUUGAAGACUGGUCCAUUUGGGUGUUAUAUACAACUUGGUGAGGACAGGAAAGGGUACAUGCCCAAAAGAGCCUCUGUUUUUGAGAUAAAGGACGUGAACUCCAUUACUCUCGAUUUUGCCAUUGAUCGUUUACGCUACCCAAUUACUUUGGGAAAACAUCCAAAGGAUGGCCAACCAGUGAUAAUAAAGAUCGCAAGAACUGGAUUCACAAUUAGACAUGGACGCACGAUAGCUUCCAUUCCUAAGAAUUUGAAGCCUAAUAAUGUCGAUUUAGCGAAAGCAUUGAAGCUUCUGUCAAGUAGCGGUGUUAGAAGGGUCGGGCGACCUAAAGGCCUCCUUCCCAAGGUUGAGGAUGACUUCUAUUGAGCUUCUCAAAAUAGGUGAUUUAUGUGUUGCCCUUUGGCUUGUUUAUUCAUUUGGAUUUUAACUUUGAUUAUAAAUUUAGCUUUUCUUUUUAAGGUUUUCUUCUCCUCGCUUUAUCCUUUAUUUUGUAUUCUUUUCCAAUGUGUGCAUUCGUGUAAGGAGAUUGGUUCGAUAUUCAUAGUGGAAAAUUAGGACAUAGAAUUAGUGUUUAUUAUUUCAGUAAUGUUGAUUUUAUUUUAUAGAUUUUUAGUUUAGGUUGUGUU